Suillus clintonianus is the source of this 2041-nucleotide messenger RNA. RefSeq lists its product as uncharacterized. Bases 40 to 1698 code for a protein of 552 amino acids. The record is from RefSeq and is a predicted model, not a curated record. Gene Ontology annotation, molecular function: protein binding. NCBI's taxonomy places the organism in Eukaryota, Fungi, Basidiomycota, Agaricomycetes, Boletales, Suillaceae. The transcript has 3 exons.
CCGUCUCAUAUCACGACAGUGAACCAAGCUAAGAAGAAGAUGAAGCCCAAAUCUAGAGGGUUUUUGUCUCUUGCUGAAGAGCUCCAAUCUUAUAUUCUGAGCUUCCUUCCUUACCAAGAUAUUCUGCGCUGUACAUCCGUAUGCAAGGCGCUUCGCCAGACGUACAUAUCCUCCUCCGAGCUUCAGUACAUCACUGAGCUCGGUGGCCAGCAAUUGCUCCCUGUCCCCGACACGGAGCUCGACAACCACACUUCUAUUUCCAAGCGCCUACAACUUCUGCGGGACAAAGCCCACGCAUGGUUCAAAUUUGACAUCCACUCUUUCGAAACAGUUUCUAUACCAGAACAAUUCCACGAUGCGAAGACAUCUCUCGCCGACGGGCAUCUUUGCUCGUUCAACGAAGAUGAACAGUCAGCUAAGAUAUUCCCAAUACUGCCAAAACCCUCACAACACAAGAUCGAGCGUGACUGGUCUCCGGGAUCACUGUGUUCAAUUCCCAAUACGGAGAGCAUCGAGGUGUUUAUGGACCCAGCGCAAAACCUGAUUGCCAUUGCAUGUAUAAUUGCUGAUGAAACCCUUCGGACGGAUGACAAGAGGUUUUGCAUCGACCUUGGAGUCCUGGAUGGAGAUGGAAUCCACCCCGAAGCCGCUGGAAAGACGCUGUUUCUGUCUAGGCUUCCUAAAUGCGAGGACGGCCUCUAUACAAUAGAAAAUUGGAAGCUUGAGGGUUUUGGGAAACAUAUCGCUUUCCGGCGCUCCCUGCUAGUUCAUGAAGGCGGCUAUAAAUUCGGCGAGGAGAUAUGGUUUUUGCAAAUUUGGGACUGGAAAAACUCGACAACGUCCAAUUGCGUUCUCAGUGACACAAUAAUAAACCCAGAGGUCGGAGAGUCACUUGAUUUUUGUUUCCUAGGAAACGAUAGACUGCUGAUUGUCAGCAAGGAAUUGAAGCUCUAUUCAAUAGAGGAUUUGUCACAGGCGCCACAACUGCUGGCCUGCUUCCUGAUGCCUGUAUCAGUGACUGGCAUACAGUGCCUCCUUCCGAUGGAUGACAUUGCACAUAGCUCACCACUGCAGAUGCAGGCCCAGCGAACAAUGUGGACCUCGGACCCUAAAAAUCGAAUACUAUCCCUUAUCACACGCAUUCAUGAUGCCUGGGACUCAUUUACAUUCGUCAUUUCCACGAGGAUUUUCUUCGAUCCCCAAGCUGGCGUCUUUGAAGGAAAGGCAGCAAUCCCAUGGCAAAGUUGGGGCCCUCUAAAUGCUCGUGUUUUCGUGCACCACUGGCGGUCAAGAGUUGGUGUUAGCGGGAAUCGAGUAUUACAGGCAUUUACUGCAACAGACCCGACAGCGGAAGAGGACUUGGAUGACAUGGAUUAUCGGUUAUAUAUGAUGGACUUCAGCCCAUUAGCUGUUGAGCGCCGGCAGGGUCUAGGAAGAGUGGUCACAGAACCAUCUGUAAUAGAAAUCACUGAGUCAGGAGAGACGUUGACGUCGUCCCUGCCUUACGUCGAGAUCGUGUCGGACAGAAUAUUUUCUGCCGAGCAGGUGACAGACAUAUGGGUCGAUAAGGACAGGAUUUAUUUGCCCAAGCCGAAUAUAGAGGACCCCGAUAGCGUAGGCUCUGCGUUUUCGACGAAGUCUGACAUACUGAUUUUUGUCCAGGAUAGCAUAGGUCAGCUUGAAGUUAUUGAGAUUUAGAGUGGGGCCUGUACGUCCUGAGGCCUGAGGCUGAAGAGCUAUAGAGGCACACGAUCAUAUGUCACAGCCUCACAGGGGUACAUAUUUUGGAGGUGCAUCGUCCAUCCGUAACGCGAACCAAGUGGCAACUGAUGACGACAGGGGGAUGUAUGGAGAACUCAUCAGCACAAAAGCAUCCAAGGCAUUGAUCCAACGUUGAUCCGUGUGUUGAGGGAUUUAUGUGUUGUUGUAUACGUAUAAAUUUAUUUUGUAGUGUCAGGCUUCCUUUGGUGAUCUUCAUCGACGCAUGUAACAUUAUAACACACCAAGAAAGUUCUCGCUUGUAGGAAUCAGUACCACCGUG